AUGGCUACGGACUGGGUGGUUCAUGGUGUCUUGAUGACUGACGGUUUGACUGGGUACUCUGUGAUAGACGCAAACCUGGAAUCGAUCCCUAACAGGUGGAUGAUGGAAAUCACAGAAUCAAAAAAAGCAAGAGAGGAAGAUCGUUUGGAAGAAAGCAAGGUUGUCUUACAUGCGACUCUUGUUCAAUUCUUGCAGCGUCAAUCGAGAUUAUGUAUCACCUGGGAUGCUGACAUGUAUAAGAUACUGAAUCAAACAGUUGACUACAGUAGCCUGUCAGGAGAAGAAGAUAGAGCACUUGAGCUUCAGUGGAACGGGCUGGUGAGGAGAGCACGAGAAGACUGGAAAGAAAUAGCUCACGCUCCAAUACUUGAUGCUGAGCCACUGAACGAGGCUCAAGUUGAGGAGUUGGAGAUCUUGGCGGGGGUUGAUGAAGGCGAUAUGUGGGGUUUAGGUUUUGGCGAGUUGGAUUUGGAGGAUUCAGAUUUUGAGGGUGGAGAUGAUGAUAUGUAA
This is a messenger RNA of Melampsora larici-populina 98AG31, 510 nucleotides long. RefSeq lists its product as uncharacterized. The record is from RefSeq and is a predicted model, not a curated record. The coding region runs from base 1 to 510 and encodes 169 amino acids. The transcript has a single exon. Lineage: Eukaryota; Fungi; Basidiomycota; Pucciniomycetes; Pucciniales; Melampsoraceae.